GUUAUGACAAUAAUCAAAAAUGUUGUGUAUUCGUUACUGUCAAAAUUGUUAGUUCUUUGUUUACAAUUUAUAAAAAUGGCAUCGGACAUGCAGCCUUACAAACUGGCUUCAUCGUCAGUAAAUAAACAACCUUUCAAAAUAAUCGAGAUACCUUUGACGAAAUUCACAGGUGAAGUUAUUCCACAUCAUGAAAAAAUGUUUGAAGACUACAAAAGACACAUGAAUAAGGUUUUUGCAGAUCAAGACAAAGUGGAAAUAACAAAACAUAUCAAAGAAAAAAAGAAAGUGUCUAGGCAAAUUAAGGAUUUAAUGUACGAGUUAGACACACUUCGAACUCAAGUUCAAGAUGUAGAUCUGGAUAAAUUUGAUGUAAAAACUCUGGCAUUAAGAAAAACCUUAUUAAAACUUAUUUCUGGAUAUGCAGAUAUUGAAAAAACUGCAGAUAGAAUGCUUUACCCUUUAGGAAUGCAGAAAUCUCAAUCCAGUAUGCAAUCUUAUGAUUCUGAAAAUCCAUUUGAAGGAGCCCCCCAGCUCAAAGUGCAAUGUGUCGAAUCAGUGAAAUUGCACAAUUCCGAAAGUACUUUAACUGAAAUGCAAAAUAUAAAUCGAGAAGUGCAGGAUCUCCAUGAAAUGUAUGAACAGUUACAUGGAAUGAUUGAUCAACAAGCCCAAAGUGUUGAAAUAGUUGAAGAAAGUGUUGCUAGCACAUCAGUUAAUGUAGAGAGUGGCACAGGAUUUUUAUCAAAAGCAGCUAAACUAAAGGUAGCCACUUAUCCCCUGACGGGUGCAUUUUUGGGUACCAUAAUUGGAGGACCAAUAGGUCUUUUAGCUGGCAUAAAAUUUGGAGGGGCGGCUGCCGUAGGCUGUGCUUUGGCUGGGUACACUGGAGGAAAAUAUCUGAAGGAAUCGACCCAAACGGAACCUAUCGAUUCUGAUACUGUAAGAAACGAAAACACUGAAAAUGAACAGUUCCAGCAAAAUAACACAAAUAAAAAUAAAAAGAAUAAAUGACAAUUGUGCAGCUUAUCUUAAUUUUAUUUUCAACGACAUGUACAUACUUCUUUUAGUAUUUAUUAAAUAGGCUAAUAAUCUGGUGUAUUUUUCUUUCUUUUUAAGAAUAUUUGUAACAGUUUUAUUAUAAUGUAAUUAAAAUACCUUAUAUGAUUGAUUGUGACUGAAUUAAAUUGUUGAUUAUUA
Molecule: messenger RNA, 1197 nt
Organism: Aethina tumida (small hive beetle)
Lineage: Eukaryota; Metazoa; Arthropoda; Insecta; Coleoptera; Nitidulidae
Product: syntaxin-17
Exons: 4
Coding region: 4-1011 (335 amino acids)
Biological process (GO): vesicle-mediated transport
Cellular component (GO): membrane
Source: RefSeq, a predicted model, not a curated record